Messenger RNA from Blastomyces gilchristii SLH14081, 2179 nucleotides. RefSeq lists its product as uncharacterized. The record is from RefSeq and is a predicted model, not a curated record. Bases 833 to 1492 code for a protein of 219 amino acids. Lineage: Eukaryota; Fungi; Ascomycota; Eurotiomycetes; Onygenales; Ajellomycetaceae. The transcript has a single exon.
CCUAACCUCCACUCCCUAACCCUACCUAACUAACUCCCCGUAACUAAACUAUCUAGGUUAACUAGUAACUAGGUACUAAAAAAGUAACUAAUAACAACGACUAAUUACUGGCCCGCCCUUUUCGCUCUUCGCUGUUCGCUGUUCGCUGUCUGUUCAACAGUUCGCUCUCUUCUCCUCUCUUCCUCUCUCGUUCUUUCUUUCUUUCUUUCUCUCUUCUUUUCAUCCUCAUCCUCCAUCCAACUAUCUCACCUCCUCUUAUCGCUUGUCAUUCAUUCUUUGCAGGUAUCAGCUUCAUUCCUUCAGCUGAUCGCCGUGCUGUUUAUUCCUUCGCUAACUAUCCCCUCUUCACCCCUAAUUUAAUUUAUCGCCCUUGUGUCUCUAAGAGAAGAAAAGGGAGAAAAUCAAAAGGGAGAAAAACCACCUGCUUGGCCCUCCUCCCAUCACGCUCCCUCGUCCCUCUUAUCGGAAAAUAAAAAAGAAUACAAAGCAGCAGGCCCUUGUGAUAUAUUCCUUCGAGAUCGUUAAUACCAACCACCCUCCCUAUUUGUGCGCGUCUACAGUUUGCUUUCGCGGAUGGCGGAUGUGUAAUUAACACUUCGAGCAAGGACCCGUUGUCGCCAACACUUCUUAUACUAUUACCGUCACUCCUUCCUUAUUAUCCUAGAUUCGACAUCUAGUUAUCUACAAUUCUAAUUCGCUCUAUUACGGAAAAAGAAUAAAAAUAAAAAAUAAAAAACAAAAACGCCAAAAGGACAUCCACCAUCCUAUUCAACUUUAUUGUUUACAAGAUAUCCACCGAAAACACAACGGAAAACCUUCCACCCCUAAAUCGAUGGAUGCGCUACGACACCUAACCGCCCGCGGUAAUGACAAUGACAACAGAAACGACAAUGACAAUGGUGGCCUAAACUCCUCAAGCGUAAACCUCCUAAUCUCCCUCCUAGCCCUAAUCCUCCUCUCCAUCGCCCUCAUCGGUUCCUACCUCGUCCUCCGCCGCAGGCGCCAAAAACAACAAUCAGAACUGCCCCUCUACCAAGACCACCGGCACAACAGCAGCAGCAACCGCCGCCAACGUGGCCGCGGUCUCACCAUCUCCGCCUCAAACAGAGACUCCGUCUUCCUCAUCGGUGAGAAGGGCUCAAGCUCCCCGUCGUCCUCCUCCUCAUCGUCGCUAAGUCCACCAUCCAGCCCCGUGCCGGAGAUCCGCAUCACAUUCCCUGAAGAGGAAGAUGCGGCCGGGAAGCGGAUGAGUGGGCGCGUGGUUGUUGUGCGCAUUAGUGAGAAGGGGGGCAUUGGAUUGGAGCCGCUAGAUGAAGGGAGGGAGGAUGGUGGCAGGAAGGAGGGGGAUGAGGAUUUGCCGCCAUAUCAGCAGCGCCAGCCCGGUGGGAGCGGGAGCGGGAAGGGUGGUUCUACGGAACGGUUUCAGAGUCUUGACUUAGAGAGGAUGGGCGGAUUGAAGGAGAAGGAGAUGGAUGAGAAGAGGUGGGCGUAGUGGAUUGGAUUGGGUUGAAUUGGAUUGGAUAUGAAAGGAUAUACAUACGUUCACGAACGAGGAUUCGAUUUUAUCACUUCUUUUUAUAUUUGGUUCCGUUUCUCUAUCUCCCCCCUGCCCUCUUUUAUGGCUUGAGGGGCUUCGGGCUUGGGGCUUUUCUUUUCUUUUCUUUUCUCUCCCUCUAUUUUAUUUCUUCUUCUUCUUCUUCUUCUUCUUCUUCUUCUUCCUUUUCUUUUUCUUUCCUAUACUCUCAUAUCUCCAACGAGUCUGCAAUAUUACAUACAAAACUAUUUAUCCUUUUUAAGUUACCUCUGAGUUUCAACACCAACAAACAACACAAACAAACAUCCGCGCGUGCAUCCUCAGCAUUUGCCUUACUUGUUAAGAUGAGGGGAAAGGGACCGACCGCCCUCUUUCAAUUUCACCCGUAAGGGAUGUAUACAGAGUAUAGCGGGGGCAUUAAGUUUGAAACCCGCUAACCUCUGGCCGCCGAGAUCAUACUAACCACAUAACGUUAAUAUCUAAAUGGCUGCUUUUCAUGAUCAUAUUACUAAUAUUUUGUAUACCUGUCAUGGUUAUAUAGAGCUGCGGGUCGGGGCUCAGAAUACGGAGUACUAUGCAGUGGAUGGAUGGGAAUAACAAAGAGCUGGAUAUUCAGUAUAAAAUACCGUGUGAAUUUCCGCCAAG